AUGGAGAAAUUUCCCGACAUUCGGAGCAGCAGCAACGGCGGCAUGGCCAGAAGCGCUGCCAUCGCUACCCGCCUCUGGAGUGUACAGCAAGCUCGCGCCAGCCUAACGGAUAUGCGGCAACUAUCUCCAAUACCGCAUCUUCUGGACAUGUACACCGGGGCGGCAGAAAAGGUGGUAGGGGCCCCCGGAAGCCUUCGGGGGCCCCCCUGGUUGCUAUCUCUUGCUCGUGCUCUAAAAGACACUCCAGGAGAGACCUCCGCCUUUGCAGAUGCUCCACAGGCCGAAGCGCCUCUCCUCGAAGGUUUCCUCAAGAGAGGCAUUUCAACGAUGAGCUUUCUUUGGGGAGUCGCAAAGAGCGGAGCCGAGGCGGUGGCUGGCAGGGACCGUUCCUCCCCGGAGCAGAAACCAACGACGCAGACGGCUCCUAGGCGUUCUGUCAUCGUAUUUGUGCUUGGGGGACUGGCCCCUGCGGAGCUUCAGGCAUUCGAGACACUUGAAACCAACAAAGAGGAUAUCGGGUGCUCAAACGGCACACCUUUCCUCGUCGGGAGCACCUGCCUGACAUCCCCGGCCCGACUCGCCUCGGCGUUGUUCGGUGACCUCAUAGAUGAACAAGAGGCUAGCCAGAUAGCCAUUUAA
This is a messenger RNA of Cyclospora cayetanensis, 639 nucleotides long. RefSeq lists its product as uncharacterized. The record is from RefSeq and is a predicted model, not a curated record. The transcript is spliced from 3 exons. Bases 1 to 639 code for a protein of 212 amino acids. Lineage: Eukaryota; Apicomplexa; Conoidasida; Eucoccidiorida; Eimeriidae.